Molecule: messenger RNA, 4560 nt
Organism: Pipistrellus kuhlii (Kuhl's pipistrelle)
Lineage: Eukaryota; Metazoa; Chordata; Mammalia; Chiroptera; Vespertilionidae
Gene: SCHIP1
Product: schwannomin interacting protein 1
Exons: 8
Coding region: 150-1787 (545 amino acids)
Biological process (GO): positive regulation of hippo signaling
Cellular component (GO): cell junction; plasma membrane
Source: RefSeq, a predicted model, not a curated record
CGGGCGGGCGCAAAAUGGUUAACGCCGAGUCCCCGCGCGCCCCGCGGCUCCUCUUCGGGAAAGUGUGCGCGCCGGCGGCCGGGCACCCCCUUUGCUGAUCUGAGGAUCAGUUUGCCCGGAGGAAAGUCUGGUGGUGCCAGGGGGGAGGGAUGCCUCAGGCUGGUGCCGACUCCCGCCCCCAGGCCUCCGGCGGGGCCCCGCACCUCCCGCCCGAAGGGCGCAGCAGCGCGCGGGGCCCGGGUGCCGGCGGCGGCGGCGGCGGCGGCGGCGGCGGGCGGCGGGCGGCCGGAGCGCGCUCGGCCGGGCGGCAGCUCACUCUCUCUGCCUCCUCCUCCCCCCAGGAUUACCGAGAGGAUGGGAUGGAUCUAGGCAGUGACGCCGGCAGCAGCAGCAGCAGCGGCGGCGGCAGCAGCAGCAGCAGCAGCAGCCGCGCCAGUUCGCAGUCCAACUCCGCCAAAGUGACCCCGUGCUCCGAGUGCAAAUCCUCGUCGUCGCCGGGGGGCAGCCUGGACUUGGAGUCUGCCCUGGAGGACUAUGAGGAGCCCUUCCCGGGGUACCACAAGAAGGUGAUUGAUGAGUGGGCGCCGGAGGAGGAGGACGGGGAGGAGGAGGAGGAGGAGGAGGAAGAGGAGGACGAACGCGACGGACGAGGCUACGGGGAUGACCGCUGUCCCGCCCGGGAACCACCGGGGGACGUGAGCGCCAGGACCCGCAGCUGCAGCGGCGGCAAAGGAGCCACCACCGCCAUGCCGCCCCCCCUGCCCAACGGCAACCUCCACCCGCACGACCCCCAGGACCUCAGGCACAAUGGCAACACCGUGGUGCUGCCCGGCUGGCCCGGCGGGGCUCGCGUCCCCCGCCGGGCGGUGCAGAAGCCCCAGCUGGCGGGGGGCCUGCGCGGCCGGGGCCCCGCGGUGUCGGGGGGCCUCUACCUGCAGCCCACGGACAGCGGGACGUGCGCCCCGGAGGAGCCCCCGAUGCCCCCGAUGGACUGGGAGGCGCUGGAGAAGCAUCUGGCCGGCCUGCAGUUCCGGGAGCAGGAGGUGCGGAGCCAGGGCCCCGGGAGGACCAACUCCACCUCAGCACAGAAAAAUGAGAGAGAAUCUAUCCGACAGAAGUUGGCACUCGGGAGCUUCUUUGAUGAUGGCCCAGGAAUUUAUACCAGCUGCAGCAAAAGUGGGAAGCCAAGCCUUUCCUCUCGCCUGCAGAGUGGGAUGAACCUGCAGAUCUGCUUUGUCAACGACAGCGGCAGUGACAAGGACAGCGAUGCGGAUGACAGCAAGACUGAAACCAGCCUGGACACCCCCUUGUCGCCCAUGAGCAAACAGAGCUCUUCCUAUUCCGAUAGAGACACUACUGAAGAGGAAUCUGAAUCCCUAGAUGAUAUGGAUUUCCUCACCAGGCAAAAGAAGUUGCAAGCUGAAGCCAAAAUGGCCCUGGCCAUGGCCAAACCCAUGGCCAAAAUGCAAGUAGAAGUGGAAAAACAGAACAGGAAAAAGUCUCCCGUCGCUGACCUACUGCCACACAUGCCUCAUAUAAGCGAAUGCUUGAUGAAGAGGAGUUUAAAGCCCGCUGACCUGAGGGGCAUGACUAUUGGGCAGCUACAAGUGAUAGUCAAUGAUCUCCAUUCUCAGAUAGAAAGCUUGAAUGAAGAGCUGGUUCAGCUGCUGCUCAUCCGAGAUGAGCUGCACACAGAACAGGACGCCAUGCUGGUGGACAUCGAAGACUUGACCAGACAUGCCGAAAGUCAGCAGAAGCACAUGGCAGAGAAAAUGCCUGCGAAGUGAAGAGGAGCCAUCCCUUCUGUGGUUGUAAAAAUGCUGUUGUACAAGGUGGCGCAGAAACAAACAAGCAUCAGUGUUAGUCAUUCAUUGAUAAUGUCUGAAGCUUCAUGUCCAGUGAUUGGCCUUUGCUUCUUCUCUCUUUUUUUUUUCUCCCACAUUUUACCAGAUGAAUUUAAUUGACAUUUUCAGAGCAUUACACCCCAAAAUUGCAGGGCACACGUUACCCUCAACUGCAAACGGAACACCCUGUAGGACAGACCACGUAUUUGGCCACAAAACAAGCUUAAAUGAAUUUAAAGAGAUUUAAAUCAUUCCACACACCUCCCACCCACCCCCAACCACAAUGGCAUGAAACAAGCCAUCAAUUAAAAAAAAAAAAAACUGAAAAACACACAGACACAUGGAGGCUAAAUAACACGCUACCAAACAGUGAAUGGGCUAACAAUGAGACCAAGGAAGAAACCAAAAGAUACCUUGAUCCCUGGCUGGUGUGGCUCAGUUGGUUGAGUGCCGUCCGGUUCCAUUCUGGGUCAGGGCGCAUGCCCGGGUUGUGGGCUCAAUCCCUAGUAGGAGACGUGCAGGAGGCAGCCAAUCGAUGUUUCUCUCUCACAUUGAUGUUUCUCUCUCCCUUUCUUUUCCUCUCCUUUCUCUCUCUCUAAAAUCAAUUAAAAACAUUAAAAAAAAAAAAAAAAAAAAAAAGAUACCUGGAGACAAGUAAAAUAAGAACACAACUCCAAAUCCCCAAGACACAGGAAAAGCAGCCCCAAAAGGGAAAGCAGCAGCAACACAGGCCCAUUUCAAGAAACAAGGAAGUCUCAAACUACCAAUGGAACCUUUCACUAGAAGGCAGGUUUUGAAUGAGCCCAUUGGAUUAUUUUAAAAUGUGUACCAUGAUCUUCCUGGAUUGAUUGGUUGUUGUUAUGGCAGCAGUAUUCUUUCUUUUUUUUUUUUUUUUUUUUUUUUUUUAGUGAGUAAAGCUCAUCAAACAUAAAAUUAACCACUUUAAAAUGAAAAAUCCAGUAGUGUUUUGGUACGUUUACAAUGUUGUGCAAUGAUCACUUCUAUCUAGUUCCAAAACAUUUCGCCACCCCAAAAGGCAACCACAUCCCCAUGAAAUGGUCACUCCCCAUGCCCCCUACUGCAGUCACUGUCAGCCACUUGUCUGAUUUGUCUCUAUGGAUUCGCUUAUUCAGGAAAUUUCAUGUAAAAGGAAUCAUACAAUAGAAAAGACAAGUUUUCCCUUAAAAACAUAAAACAGUGACAGGCAGGCCCCUACUUUAAAUUGAGGAGUAAGUGCUACACAAAAUUAAAUUCAGAGCAGGAAAAGUCCAUUUCAUAAGAGAGCACUUCACCUUGAAGUCUCCAUCAUCCUACGUAGGCCGGGAGUCGAUUAAUCCCAGGUUUGUAGAAAGCCCAGGAACAGUGUCCGCCAGCUGGAGUUUUGUGCAACCCUGUUCUGGUCCUCCGUCUUCAGAACUCUCAUUCGCUGUCUUUGAGUUUGUUUUUCCUGAUGCUUGUCUUGGAUAGAUUCCUGUAGACCAAGAUUGCUACUUUCAGAACACUUUUUAGGUCGUCUUCUACAUUAGUUGGUCAUUCCUUUUUAUCUGAUUGACUUUUUGUGCCUCUAUUUAGUAAUAAAUAAAUAAAUAAAUAAAUCCCACCAUUUGCUCUGCUUUCCUGUGGAGUAAGUGAAAGUGGUUUGAGGUCAUCCUCAUGUUUGCUUCAGUGCUUGCCUUGUGUGACUGCAGCUUUGCUGCUAGAGCUGUAUUUUCACCCCAGUGACAGCGCAGUGGGGAGCCCACUGCAUUUGGAUCAGCACCAUGGUCUAACAGAAUAGUUGCCCCAUUCCUCUGCCUGACAUCGUCUGGCCUUCAUCAGAGCUGUUUUGUUGUCAAUGUCACAGGGGUGCAACAAGCGUUUCCUGUCCGCUCGGAGGGAGAGCGGCCACUGCCGGGUGGCCAUCGGCGCAGGCCAGAUGUAGAGCGGUCCUUUUUUCCUUAUCUCUAUCAUUCAAGCCACUUCCCUGAACAAGAGGAUUUUUUUUACUCUCCAUAGGUUGUCUGGGCCGGCAGCUUUGUGGAUCUUUCCCAGAUCUUUGUCUGGAAUGUGGUAGCGUGCCCUCUGUCCCCCACGCCACGCCUCCCUGGGCUGGCGGAAGAGCCCAAGGGCAACACGUGCAGCCUCCUCCGAAAGGUAAACCUCUCCCUCACACGAGAGCCCAUGAGCUUCAAAGAAGCCUCGCCUUCCCUCCAUUUUUCUCGACUCCUGAGCCCAAUACUCUUCUCUAGAUAAGCCGACCACCGCACGCCACAGCAUUCAAGCAGGGCACUUUCCUGGCCUUUGCUUCUUAAUUUAUUUUAAUUUUUUUUUUUUUUUUUUUUUUUUUUUUACUGUGCCACUAAAUAUCAGGCAUUUUAAUAAAAUAUUGUUACAGAAAUGUACAGUGCUUACACCAUCACAAAAUCCAAAAGGUAGUUUUUAUUUGUUUAGAGGUUUUCUGUUGGAGCAGUAUUUUACCAUUGACUACUUUCAUUCUCCACUGUAGUUUUAAAGAACUGUAAAUGACGGUGCUAUACAAGUCAAAAAUACAUGCCUGCCUCGUAGUGAAGUUGUAGCUCUCCGUAAUAUGUAUAUUUGAAUCAGUUUUCAACAUUUUGUGAAUGUUGACUACCUGAAGUUCAUUUUUAGAUGUGCUAUUAACAUUCUGUUGGAUUCAGAGGGUUCCUUGAAAGUUUUAUGUAUAAAUAUGUAAAAUAAAAAUUAAAACUUUGUUUCA